Molecule: messenger RNA, 8059 nt
Organism: Paramecium sonneborni
Lineage: Eukaryota; Ciliophora; Oligohymenophorea; Peniculida; Parameciidae
Source: the annotation of a GenBank genome assembly
AUGUAAGCUUUACAUCAACCUUUAUUAGAAGAACAAAUAAUAAAUGAAAUAACAGAAGAUGAGGCAUAAGUAAUUAGAAUAACAUUUUUUAGAUAUUUGGAAUGAUUGAUUAAUUUAACAUUGAAGAGUUAAGAAACUUUAUAAAAGAUUAUCAAAAACGAGAUAAAAUGUAUUUAAAUAAAUAGCUUUUUGAACAUCUGGUGAAGAAGAUCAAGGAAACCUUAAACUAAAUAAUAAUAGAGUUAUAAAAUAAUUCCAAAUAUGAUUGUUCCUUGAUCUUGGAUUUUAUCUAUGAAUUUUUUAAAAAUCCCCUUGAUUUACCUCUAUUUAAUCAUUAAUUUUCAUUUUAAGAAGAUCUGCUAAAAAUAAUUGAAUUCACAGAUUGCUUACUUAUUUAUGAAAAGGUUUUUUAAUUAUUUUAUCUAUUACCUUAAGUUGUUGGAAAUAUCUCUAAUUAUUAUUUUCCAAGAUUAAUACAUCUAGAAAAAAUUUUAUAUGAACAUAUUAAUUAUUUAACCCCAAAAAAAAUUAAUUUAAUUGACUAUUUUUAAGAAGAUCCAAAAUACGAAGACAAUAGAAUGAAUCUUAGAAAUCCUUUAUAAUUUGAUAUUGAAUAUAAUGAGCCAACUCAAUUAGAAGAAAGUUAUGAAGAUAUUUGUAAAAAUAAUAUUCAUAAUUAUAGAAGAUUAUAAGGUCAAUUCUAAAAUAAAGUAUUAAUUUUAUAUUCAUUUUAUAGAAAGUAGAAAUUUUAGACGAUGAUUCAAUCUCAGCUCUUGCUUUGUCAAGAAAUCUAUUAAAUAAAAAUAAUGAACCUAUUUCCCCUUUAAUUGAAAUUGUAAAAUAUAGAAUCCUAAUUAAAAGAGGUCUAAAUAUAAAUCCAUAAAUUACUAAAAAUAUCAUAAUCAAAUUACAUCAAAAUGUAUCUAUUAUGAUUUAGAAACAGAGAAGUAUAUUGAAUUAAUUGAAUGAAGAUAUAUAAGAUAAAAAAGUUUUUUUUAAUUCUAUCAUUAAAGAUGUAAGAAAUACUGAUUAUUUUAAUUUAUUUAAACUUGAAACCAUAGAUCCACUGUUAGUGAUACAAUUAAUAAAAACUUUGUCAGAAACUAAUUAAUAUUAAAAAUUGCUUUCAGAUGUAUUAUCUAUGAAACAUAUAGAAUAAGAUGAAUUAACUUAAGGAUAUCCCUUAAAGUAUUAUCCUUAGAUUUUUUCUGAAAAUUUCAUUAGAAAUGAAUAAUUAACUUGUAGUAUAUUCCAAUCUCUAAGAAAUUUAUUAAUAUGUAAAUAAUUGUCAGAGGAUGACUAUAAUGAGAUAAUUAGACCUAUAAUAAGAUCUCUUAAUAUAGAAGAUAAUAGAAUGUUAUUACAACCUAAAUAAUUAGUUUCAGCUCUAUAAUUAUUAGGUUAUUUGAUAAAAAAUCAUGAUCCACAUAUAAAUAGUUAAAAUUUAGAUGUUCUUUUAUAAAUUACUGAGCUCUAUAUUAAUAAAGGGCUAACCCUUCAAAAACCAGCCUAAGAAGGUUAUACUUAAAUAAAUGAGACCGAUGCAGAUAUUAUUAUGAAUGCUUGUUUUGAGGUGCUUAAUUAUUUUUUAACAAUUAAUUCAUAGAAUCCUGUUGGUAUUUUUGGCUAAAAUUAACUUAAUAAUGAUAAUACAGAUUUUAUACGUGAACUAACUUUAAAGAUAUCAAAUUCUAAUGUUUUAGUCUAGAUUGCAAAUAAAUUACAAUAGCAACAAUAUUCAGGCAAAACCAUAAUCAAUGCUUUAAAUUUAAUUAGUUCUUUAUUAAAAGCAAAUUUUUAAUUAAUUUAUACAAUUCUUAAUUCUAAAUUACCUAAUAUUUUAAAUGAAAUCAUUCUGAGAAUGAAUACUGAAGAACUAAACCUAGAAAUUACUUUAUCUAUUAUUUCUUUUUAUGCAAAUCUUACAAGAAGAGAAGAAUUUAAAUAAUUCAUUGAAUAUGGAAAAAGAUUUUUAGAACUUAUAAUAAAUUAUCAAUUAAUUACUCAAGAAAAUACUGAUUAUUAUAUUUUACUUGAUUUAGCAAAAAGUGUAGUUAAAUAUUAUUCUAUUAAUGAUAAGAGUAAUUUUUUAAUACAUGAAAUAUUAGUCAAAGUAUUAGGUUAAUUAUUGGAAUAAUUAAAAAACCUACAAUAAAGUUUAAACUUUAAUUAAGAUUUUGAAUCAAAAUUUAAAAUGAUUCAAAAGAAAAAAAUAUAAAUUCUGUUAUUUAAUAGAGAAAUAAGUGUAUAAAAUUAAAGUUUAUGUUAAUAUUUGUAAUAGAAUGGAUAUUUUGAUAUGUUAUCCAAUUUAUUCAAGAUUCCUUGCUUUAAUUAGUUUAUUGUUAUUAAAGUAUUUUAAUUAUUUAUAUUAGGGAUUUAACUCUGCUUAAUGUAGUGAAAAAGCAUUGAGAUUAAUAGAUGAAUGGGAAAAAGAAUUAGGAUGUCCUUUAGAAUAAGCAACAUAGUUGUCUUUCAAUUAAACAAUGUUAUUAGAAGAUUGUUCUAUUUAAACUUAUUAAAUAGCCUCUCGUUUUACAGAAAUUAUCCAUUAUUUAUCAUAACUUGUUUAAGAAGAUUAUAAUUUUGGUAAUUUUUUAAUUUAAUCUGAUAAACUAAUUGAUAAAUGCUGUGCUUUAUUGGAAAUAGCCUUAUUCAGUGAAAAUGCUUCAAAUGUUCUCUUUAGAAUUUUACAAUAAUCACGUAAUAGUAAUAUGAAUAAUUUACAAUCAAUAAGCAGAUUAUUAAUUAGAUUUAUUUUUGAAUCCAAUAAUCAUCCUUCCAUGACUCUAAAAUUAUUAUAGAAAAUCAAUUUUUUUUUUGUUUUUUUUAAUACUUUUCAAUAAGAAAUCAAUCAAUUUCUUAUCAACUCAUAAUUUGGAAAUCAUUUGUAAAAUGUAAUAAAAAAUUAUAUUGUAUUGAUUAACACUGAUAGCUCAAACAAACAAUUAAUUAAUGAUUUAGGCAAUACUAUUUUAUAAAUUUUAAAACAAUUAUAUACAAUUCCAUUAAGAAGAAAUAAUUUAUUAAUAAUUCCUAAAAUAAUUUCAGAUAUAGUUUCUCUAAUAUAAAUAACUAAAAAUUCAACAAAAGAAAGCAUAAAGGAAAUUUAGGAAUUUUUAUUGAUAUAAGCAAAUAAAUUUGCAAGUCCAACGAUUCUUUAGUAAAUUAAUAUUACGUAAGAAGGAAAUAAAAUAAUGAAUAUAUUUACGAGAUAUCCUCAAAUAAUAAAUGGGGAUUAAUUUAAUAAAAUUUUUACAUAGGAUUUAGAUACAUUAAAUUCAUAAAUUAAUGAAUAAAUUCUUCAGCAAAUAAAAAUAAAAGCUUAAUAAGAAUCAAUAAGACUAUUAUUUAAGGAAAAUAUUGAAUUGAUUUCAAACUUUGAUGUUUUUAGUGAACUAUAUCUACAACUUAAUUUAUCAGAAAUAUUAAGAAUUUUAUAAUUAUCAGCUUAGAAGUAAUUUAAUCUAAAUCUACAAUUUAUGGGAUUUGAAAUUGAAAUGUCUAACCAACCAGAUUAUAACUUAAAAAGUAUUAUUUUAGCCUUAAGCUCGCUUUAUAAAUUAGAUUAAUAAUAAUACUAAUAAUCAUUUGAUUCAAUAUUAAGAGAAUUGUUAAAAUUACUUGAUGUUUUAUUAUAAUAGGUUGACUAAUUAAAAAUUAAAGCUGUUAAUUUUACAUUAGCAUUUUUGAGUAAUUUAAUUACAGAAAAUCAAGAAUCUUUGAGUUUAAUAUUAAAAGGUGUUUAAAAAACACUUGAUUCUGAUGUUUAAAAUCAAAUUACUUUUUAAAUAUGUAUUGACAUCUUAGUCAAUAUUUUUUAAAAAAACAGUUUAUUCGUAAAUCAAUUUGUUUACUAAAUGAGAGGAUUGGAAUCAGUCUUUAAAGUGAAAGGAGAUUCUUAUAAUCAUUUUAUAAGUCUUACGAAAUUAACAUUAGCCAUAAUUUAUGAUAAAACUAUAAUAAGAGCUUAAAUAGAAGCAAAGAUAAAGAAAAUUAUUUUUGAUUAAGAAAAUUAGAAACAAGUCAAAAUUAUAAAUUAACAAUAAGACUUGCAAUAUUAUUAAAAUUAAAAUGCUUUUCCUAUUUGUUAGCAACCUACAUAAUAUAAUGUUUAGACCUAAGAAUAAUACAAAAUAUAAAAAAAUCAUCCAGCAUUAUAGUUUCUUCAAAAUAAUUAAAAUUAUUAAGAAGAUAUAACAGAUAUAAUGAAUUUAUUGUUUAAUGAAUAAGUUGAGAAUAACUUUUUGAUAUUAAAACAAGGUUUUCAACUUGAUACAUUAAAUACCAUCAAAUAAAAUGGAAAUGCCAUUUAAUAAUUUAAUUUCAAACAUAAAAAUGAAACAUAAAUCCUUUUGAAACUUUUAGUUGAAUAAAUUAUUAUAUAGUAUUUCGAUAACAAUUAAGAAUAAAAGUAUUAUUGGAAAAUCUUAUUUGAUGUGUUGUAAUUUCUUAUUUCAAAAUUUCCAUUACUUUUGCCAUAAAUCUUAAGAAUGAAUUGUAGUUAGUUUCUUUAAAAAUUUAAAAUUAACAUUGGAUAUGAAAAUUCUUAAUUGCCUACUAAAAUUUCAUUUCUUACAUUGAUAACAAAGUUUAUAAUUCCACCAAAGGAUUUUAUGUUUUGUAUUUGUUUAGAUACAUUAGUUGUAAUUAGAAAAUAAAAUAAGAUGAUUGUUCCAUUUGGUUAUGAUAUUAGAAGAUUAAUAAUAAAAUAGUUGUAUGUUGAAAUAAAUAAAUCAAUAAAUAGUUAAGAUGAUAAAAUACUUAACCAAUCGAAUAUGAUAGUCACUUUAUUAUAAAUAAAAUCUGUUGCUAAGAUUUGUAUAUUAAAUAUUAAAGAACCUUAAAAUUCAUUUAAUUUUAUUAAAUUAUACAUAGAUGGAAUUAAAAAUUUCAAUUAUGAUAAGUAUUUUAUUAAAAAGGAUCAAAUAUUUUUCAUGAUAAAGACCUUGAAUGUUUUAUAUAAUGUUGCUACAAGCUUACUUUUAGAAAAGACAGAACCAAUAAUUAAUCAUUCAUUUGAUAAUGAUAAAAUGGAAUUAAGAAUCAUUGGAUAAAUAAAUCCAGAAGAAACUAAUUGUUAAUUAUUUUAGAGUGAUUAAAUCAAUUCAUAGAUCUUUAAAACCAAAAAUUGGAACAAUGAAUAAUUUUAAUACUAUUUAUAAAAUUGGCCAUUUUUAUAGAUUAAAAAUGGAUAAUUUUAAGAGAAUAUCUAUUAAAAUAGAGAACAAGAAAUACCAAUAGAUAUUUUAUAAAUUAUUCCUGAAAUAAACAAUUCUCAAGAAAUCUGUACUUAAGAAUUAGUAGAAGAAUUUAAUUCUUGGACAGAUGAGUUGGACCAAUCUUUAGAACAAGAAACUUAAAAUACUUUAGAGAUAGAUAAUAAUUUCACUAAUUUUAUGAAAGGCGUAACAAAUUAAAUAUUAGAAAAUUAGAUAUAAAUUACAAUUAAAUUUGAAGAGUUACAUUUUCCCUGCUAAUUUUAAAUAAACUUGCAAGAAUUUAAACAUUAAUUGCCAUUAUAAAAUAAUAUUUAACUGAUAAGAAAUUAUAAUGAAUGGUAAUAAGAUUUAUAUCCAAAUAAUUCUAAUGAUUAAAUUUAAAAUAUAGAUUAAAAUUUUGGAAAUUUUUAAGACUAAUAAAAUUAAAUUAUUAAUUAAUUUGUAAUGGGUCAUUAAAACAAUCAAUCCAGAGUUGAUAAUAGUUAAAUUUAACAUUAAGCAUAAAAUUAAUUUUAAAAAAUAAAAAAUAUUGUAAAUUCUGCUUAGAGAAAUCGAAAAUAAACUUUAAAGCAUUUAGGUGAAAUAGAUCAAUAAUUGAUAUAAUAAAUUUUCUUAAUAUUCUUUUAUGUUGAUGAUGAUAUUGAAUUAAAUUAUGAUUUUAUAAAUGCUUUCUUAAUAAGUCUAGGAACAAAAGCCAAUUUUCACAAUUAAAUAAUUCAACAAGUAAUUAAGACUUUGAAUAUGACCACAUAAAAUUAGAGAUAAGAAAAUGUUAAUUAUCAAUCUCGUAUAAUUUCGAGAAAUUAAAGAAUUAGUGAUCAUGAUUAGACCAUUAAUUUUGUUUAAAAUAAAGCCUUAAAGCUAUUAAAUUAGUUACUAAUAACUUCAAGUUUCAAUAUAUCAGAAGAAAAUGUUAAACAAUUGAUAGAGCUUCUAUUAUAAGGUAAACAUCAAAAGGAAAUCUUUCAAUUUUUGGUAAAUUAAGAAUAGAAAUAUCACUUAAUACUAACUCCAGCCUAAGUGUAAAAGUUAUACAACUUAAUGAUAGAAUAGAAGGAUAUUUAAAAUCGUAUUAAUUAUAUUAAUUUGAUUUCAUAAUUUUUGCAUAAUACCAUUCAUUUUAUGGCAGUGAAUAAAAUUAAAAUUAAAAGAAUUUCUGAAUACUAUAAUAGUUAAUUCUUUAAUAAAUAAUAAAUUGUAUAACCAUUUAAAGAAAUAAAUGAAUUAGAACAAAUAUUUUAGAUGAUUUAUAUUAUAUCCAGCAAAGGCGAAUAAGAACGCAACUUAUGUUAAGAAUUUUUAAAUUCAGAUUAAUUAAUAUCCUCAAUCUAGAAUUUAUCUGAUUCAAGAUUAUUGCCUAUCCUAAAAGUAUUUUUAAUAUGUUAUUAAAAUCAAUCUAAUACUUAAAAUUUACCACUUUUAAGGAUAUCUUCAAUGGAGAUAUCAUAAACAGGAUCUACAGAAAGAUUGAUUGAUUUUGAAAAAUUAUUUAAGAACUUUUGUCUAAAUGGUAGAGCUUAUAUCAAUCACAUUGUAAAAGAGCAAAUUUACAAUAUAAAUUAUAGGUAAAAUACGAACAAUAUUAAUAAUAAUGAUCUUAUAAGAGGAAUCUUAAAUUUUUAUCCUCAAGUAAUUGAUUUUCAAAAUAAGAAAGAUUAUUUGUAUGCUAAUUUAUUAAUUAUCAAUUCUUAUGAUAGAAUGCUAAUCAGAGUAAGGAAAUCCUAAAUUUUUUAAGACUCAUACUAAUAAAUAAUAAGAAGUAGUCCUUAUAUAUUCAAGCAUAAAUUAUUUGAAAUUCGUUAUGUUGGAGAAAUGGGAUAAGAUGCAGGUGGAUUAACAACAGAUUGGAUUGAGAAGCUUUCUUAUUCAAUAUUAGAUGAAUAAAAUUAACUAUUUAUACCUAAUGAUAACAAAACGUGGUAUUUAAUAAAUAGUGAAUCUUUGGAUCCUAAUCAUCUUUAAAAGUUUAAAUUUGUUGGAAUGUUUUUGGCUAUUGCUAUUAUUUGUAAAGUUAAUAUACUUUCCAAUUUUCCAAUCUAUUUUUAUAAACACAUAGUGGGCUAAAAAUUAUCCAGAUCUGAUAUUCAAUAUUAUGAUGAAGGGGUUUAUAAUGCUUUCGAUGUUAUAUAUAAUUCUUAAAUUGAUUCUAAUUGGGAUUUGUAUUGGUUAUAUACAAUUAAUAGAGGUGGAAAAAAAGUAGAUAAGGAACUAAAACCUGGAGGUCAAGAUAUUGAAGUUACAGAAAACGAUAAAAAAGACUUUGUAAGAAAGUAUUGUCAUUAAAUUAUGGCUAAAGAUAUUGAGGAAUAAAUUAAAGCCAUUUAAUAAGGGUUUUAUUCACUUAUACCAAAAGAAUAUAUUAAAAUAUUUGAUUCAACUGAUUUAGAAUAGUUAUUGUGUGGCUAAUCAUAUGUAGAUGGUAUUUAUAUUUAAACUUAUUUGAAUAGUUGAGGAUCUCAUAAAACACCUAAAUUAUUAGGGUUUUACUUCCAAACAUUAAGUGAUUGGAUGGCUUUAAAAUACAUUGAGAAGUUACAAUCAGGAUAUGCUAGUAAAAUUUUUAAAAUUUACAACAAGUAAAAAUUUAAUCGAUUUAAGGCCGUACCAGAAUACCUAUUGGAGGAUUCGAAAAUUAAGAGUGCAGAAUAACAGUAAAAUUACUUAAUUAUCUCUAAACUGAUAUUGAUUCAAGAUACCCUCAAGGUCAUACAUGGUAUAAUUCAUAUUUAAUAAAUAGCACACAUACAAUUGAUAUGCCUCCUUAUUCAAAUCAACAAAUUUUAUAGAAAAGAUUAGAAGAAGCUUUAUUAUUUUAAGGUGAAACAUUUGAUCUAGUAUGA